Cuscuta campestris is the source of this 836-nucleotide messenger RNA. The record is from the annotation of a GenBank genome assembly. Lineage: Eukaryota; Viridiplantae; Streptophyta; Magnoliopsida; Solanales; Convolvulaceae.
AAAUAAAUAAAGUUAAAAAUGAUGUCCGAUUUUUAUUUUAUUUAAUAAAAAACAUAGGGAGUAUCUGGUCUUUAUUUUUGGGAUGCAGUGCAUAAUCAAGAAGAAGAGAUAAGAAUCAUCAUGUCUGUAUUAUCCCCAAAUCCCCAAAUCCCAUACAGAGAAUUCCGGCAAAAGAGCCACCAGAUUUGGAGCACAGGAGGGGGAAUCUUAUUACUGAAUCUGCAGAAACCAAAUGGUUUUGGGUUUGGGAGAAAGAGAAGGGGAGAGUUGGAGAAGAAGAAGAAGAAGAAGGAAUGGAGAAUUGAUGGCUCUUCUUCUUGGUCUGAUCAUCUGCCCAGGCUCUCUUCUUCUUCUUCUGCAGAGAUGAUGGAACUUAUUGAGGACUGUGAGAUGCUUGACCACACCUUAACUCAGGCUAAACUUCUCUCCAAACCCAUCAUCAUUGAUUGGAUGGCAGCAUGGUGUAGGAAAUGCAUAUACUUAGAGCCAAAACUGGAGAAAAUGGCUGCAGAAUAUGAGUCAAAAGUGAAGUUCUACCGCGUCGAUGUGAACAAGGCGCCCAAGGCUUUGGUGAAGCGCGGGAACAUCUCGAAAAUGCCAACCAUUCAGCUUUGGGAAGAUGGAGAAAUGAGAGCAGAGGUGAUUGGAGGACACAAAGCUUGGCUUGUAAUUGAAGAAGUUAGAGAAAUGAUCCAAAAGUUCAUAUGACUAAUAUGGAGUAGUUAGGUAGUCUUUGCCCUUUUUUCUUUUUGGUGUUUUAAACACUCAAAAGUGUAGGGUUUGUAAUGGAAGCCUUUUAUUACAAAAAGUGUGCACAAAAAAGAUUGGAUUCAAAU